CAAUUUUUUCCUUUUCCUCUCUCCUACGUUGUUCAUCUGAACAUGACUGAUGCUGUUGAAUUGUAGGGUUUUAGAUAGAGACUUUCCAUUGACUCAUCUAGCUUUUCUCACUGCAUCAAACUACAAAACCAAAACCUGAUUUUUUUCUCAUUCCUUUUAUAGCUUGAAAACAAAUCCCCAGAUCUUCUCUAACCAUUGCUCCCUCCACCUUCAUGUGAUCGGUUCUUUAUGGCAAAACCAAGUUUAGCUGAUAGUAGGACUAGAAGAUCUGUGCAGAUCUUUAUAGUAGCUGGUUUGUGUUGUUUCUUCUACAUAUUAGGCUCUUGGCAGCAAACUGGUUUUGGAAAGGGAGAUGGUUUAGCUUUGGAGAUUACUAAGAAAGGUGUUGAGUGUGAUAUAGUUCCGAAAUUAAAUUUUGAUUCUCACCAUGGUGGAGAAGUUAGCAAAAUUGAUGGGGUUGAUUCAAAGCCUAAGGUAUUUAAACCUUGUAAAGCUAGGUAUACUGAUUACACACCAUGCCAUGAUCAAAAGCGAGCCAUGACUUUUUCUAGAGAUAAUAUGAUUUAUCGAGAGAGGCAUUGCCCACGUGAGGAAGAGAAGUUGCACUGUUUGAUCCCGGCACCGAAAGGGUAUGUAACACCGUUUCCAUGGCCGAAGAGCCGCGAUUAUGUUCCGUAUGCGAAUGCACCGUACAAGAGUCUUACAGUUGAGAAGGCUAUUCAGAACUGGAUUCAAUAUGAGGGAAAUGUGUUUAGGUUCCCUGGUGGUGGAACGCAAUUCCCUCAAGGGGCUGACAAAUAUAUUGAUCAAAUUGCUUCUGUGAUACCGAUAGAGAAUGGAACAGUCAGGACAGCAUUGGACACUGGUUGUGGGGUUGCCAGUUUGGGGGCAUAUCUUUGGAGCAGAAAUGUUAUUGCCAUGUCAUUUGCGCCAAGAGAUUCUCACGAAGCACAAGUACAAUUUGCCCUUGAAAGGGGUGUACCUGCCGUUAUUGGUGUCUUUGGAACCAUAAAACUGCCUUAUCCCUCUGCAGCCUUUGAUAUGGCGCAUUGUUCUCGUUGCUUAAUUCCUUGGGGAGCAAAUGGUGGAAUUUAUAUGAUGGAAGUUGACCGAGUUCUAAAACCUGGUGGUUAUUGGGUCCUUUCGGGACCUCCAAUCCAUUGGAAGGUUCAUUACAAAGCCUGGCAAAGACCUAAGGAGGAUCUUGAGGAAGAACAAAGAAAGAUUGAAGAGGUUGCUAAGCUCCUUUGCUGGGAGAAGAAAACUGAGGCACAUGAAAUAGCUGUCUGGCAGAAAACUGUUGACACUAAGACAUGUCGAAGUCGACAAGAAGAUGAUGGUGUAAAAUUCUGCGAAUCAAAAGAUGCUGAUGAUGCUUGGAAUAAGAAAAUGGAGGCAUGUGUUACUCCUAAUGGUAAAGUCCACGGAGAUCUUAAGCCUUUUCCACAAAGACUUUACGCCGUGCCUCCUAAAAUUGCCAGUGGCUCUGUUCCUGGAAUUUCUGCCGAGACGUAUCAAGAUGAUAACAAAAAGUGGAAAAAACAUGUAACUGCUUACAAGAAAAUAAACAAACUCUUGGACUCGGGAAGGUAUCGCAAUAUCCUGGAUAUGAAUGCUGGUUUGGGUAGUUUCGCUGCUGCGAUUCAAUCUCCUAAGCUAUGGGUCAUGAACGUUGUUCCUACUAUAGCUGACAAACAUACUCUCGGUGUUAUAUAUCAGCGAGGACUUAUAGGCAUUUAUCAUGAUUGGUGUGAAGCUUUCUCUACAUAUCCGAGGACUUAUGACCUCAUUCAUAGCAAUGGUCUCUUUAGUCAGUACAAAGACAAAUGUAACAUAGAAGACAUUCUUCUGGAGAUGGACCGCAUUUUACGACCAGAAGGUGCUGUGAUAUUCCGCGAUGAAGUCGAUAUCUUAAUCAAGGUAAAGAAAAUUGUCGGAGGAAUGAGAUGGGAUACUAAAUUGGUUGACCAUGAGGAUGGUCCACUUGUUCCAGAAAAGAUACUAGUUGCUGUUAAGCAGUAUUGGGUUGCCGAUACAAAUACCACAUCAACGCAGUAGCCACUCAAAGACAAAUUCGAAGGCUUGUCCUAAGGUUACUAGUGCCUUUCUCGAUGCAACCCUAAUAGAGUUCAUAUAGUUUUGUCAUAUGAGCGCGUUGGCUUGAUAAUCAUCGCACCUGUUGUAUAAGGAGGGCUGAUCUACGUAGCAACAACAUUUUAGAUUGAAAGUACGGUUGGUGUUCGACACUGCACAUGCUGUGGCUAUGUAAUAAUGCAAUAUAGGGGUGCGUAUGUAUUAGUGCAAUAUAGGGGCUGAUAAGUUAUGCUUAAUUGUCAAUUGUCCCUUUGCUUGAGGUUUAUGGUAUUAUCCUUUUUUCUCCUCAGAAUUUAGUUAUCUUGUUAUAGGAUGUAACAUUCAAAAGUAAAGCAAACACUGGCUUUUUAAGUUGAAGCCUCUCUACUGAUCUAUGUAGUUGUCCAUGUUUUGUAAUCUUACAAUGUGUAUCUUCCUGCCUAGAA
Molecule: messenger RNA, 2519 nt
Organism: Vicia villosa (hairy vetch)
Lineage: Eukaryota; Viridiplantae; Streptophyta; Magnoliopsida; Fabales; Fabaceae
Product: probable methyltransferase PMT2
Exons: 7
Coding region: 229-2058 (609 amino acids)
Cellular component (GO): cytoplasm; endosome; trans-Golgi network
Molecular function (GO): methyltransferase activity
Source: RefSeq, a predicted model, not a curated record